AUGAGGUGGACGCUUCCGCAUCUGCAGGAUGAGGGGGAUGGGCCUGAAGAGGAGGAGGAGGAGGAGCGUAGUGGUGGAAAUGUGGAGGGGAGAAGUAAUGAUGCUCAUAUGGGUGGUGGUGGGGAUAGGGGUCGUGAGCGGGGUGAGGAUGGUGAGGGGGAGGAUCGAGAGGGUGAGGAGAAUGAGGGUUGUGCGGAGGAGGGUGCUGAGGGGGGGGUUGAUGUGGAGGAGGAUGGUGAGGGGGAGGGUGAUGAGGAGGGGGAGGGUGAUGAGGAGGGGGAGGGUGAUGAGGAGGGGGAGGGUGAUGAGGAGGGGGAGGGUGGUGAGGAGGAGAAGGGUGGUGAGGGGAAGGAGGGUGGUGAGGGGGAGGAGGGUGGUGAGGAGGGGGAGGGUGGUGAGGGGGAGGAGGGUGGUGAGGGGGAGGAGGGUGGUGAGGGGGAGGAGGGUGGUGAGGGGGAGGAGGGUGGUGAGGGGGAGGAGGGUGGUGAAGGGGAGGAGGGUGGUGAGUGGGAGGAGGGUGGUGAGGGUGCGGAGGGAGAUGAGGUGGAGGAGGCGCACGAGGAGAAUCACCCUCUUGCUUAA
Closterium sp. Yama58-4 is the source of this 582-nucleotide messenger RNA. The record is from the annotation of a GenBank genome assembly. Lineage: Eukaryota; Viridiplantae; Streptophyta; Zygnematophyceae; Desmidiales; Closteriaceae.